AUGAAGGCCACAGCUCUGGUUCUCACCGCACUUCCUCUGCUUGCCUCUUCCGCCACCCUCCAGGUCAACCUCUUCUCUGAGCCUGACUGCAAAGGUAGCAAACAGACGUUCACUAUCGGCAACCUCGAAAGUUGUCACAAAACACAAGGCUUCAAAUCGUACGGCACAUCAAAUGUCGAUCAGUCCUUCUUCAAUCGUGAGCUCAGACUUAGUACAUGGAGCACCGAGGACUGUCGACAAAGUGCUACUAUCACCAUCGGCGAAGGCGUAGCUUUGACGAACCAGAAUAACUGCCAUGAGUUUGGAGCGAUCAACGACCCCAAGAGCUUGGAGCCCGGGGCUCGUCGCUGGACUGGAAGAAGCUUUUACGUUGGGGGAUGA
Cyphellophora attinorum is the source of this 381-nucleotide messenger RNA. RefSeq lists its product as uncharacterized. The transcript has a single exon. The record is from RefSeq and is a predicted model, not a curated record. NCBI's taxonomy places the organism in Eukaryota, Fungi, Ascomycota, Eurotiomycetes, Chaetothyriales, Cyphellophoraceae. Bases 1 to 381 code for a protein of 126 amino acids.